AUGGGAGUUUGUUUGAGCAGAAAUUCUCUGGAUCCCAACCAGCCCCUCAAUAAUAUAGUUCAUCAUCCUAUGGGCGCUGGAAGACAUGCCCACGUGGGAAGACCAUGGAUUCUCAAUGAACAGAGGAAUCUUUUUGUUGUUUCAAAGAAUCAAAGAGGAAGGAGGAACAGGGAUGAAAAGAAGAAAUAUAUAGCUGAUAGUAGGGAUUUGCAUGCUCUGAAAGCAGACAAGGGUAUAAGGUUCCAAACUCGUAAGCUAAAAAAGUUUUCCUAUGUAGUCUUGGAAGUUGCCACGCGCAGGUUCAGCACUAAGAACUUGAUCGGCAGGGGAGGUUUUGCUGAUGUUUAUAAGGGAUAUCUCUCGCACCACACCAUGAAUGCUGCAAAACCAAAUGAAGGAUUCACCAUAGCUGUCAAGAGAAUAAGAAGGCAUGGAGCACGAGGACACGAAGAAUGGCUGAAUGAAGUGAUACAUUUGAGCAAAAUUAGCCAUCCGAACGUGGUGAAUCUCAUAGGGUAUUGCCGUGAGGGUCAGCAUAGAAUGCUUGUGAUUGAGUACAUGGUUGAAGGAAGCUUGGAGGACCAUCUCACGAAAGAAGUCAGACGAACGCUAAACUGGAAUAGAAGAAUUAAUAUAGCACUUGGAGCAGCAAGGGGUUUAGACUAUCUUCACACCUAUGAAACACCAGUAAUUCACCGAGAUAUUAAAUCUUCCAAUAUCCUGCUAGAUGCUAAUGAUAUUGCAGAACUUCAAUACAAAGCUCUGACUUCGGACUGGCUAGAGAUGGACCUGAAGAUGACCGGUCCCAUGUAUCCACAAGAAUCCUUGGCACUAGAGGCUAUUUUGCCCCCGAGUAUGUGGCCACAGGUAACUGACACAUCCUCGAUCAUGGAAAACAAGGGUCAUGCAGAAACUUCAUCAGAUACUCAGGCUGAUGUAUAUAGCUUUGGAGUGGUUCUGCUAGAGAUAUUAUCUGGCUCUGGUGCAGUUAGGAAACAUUCAGAUGGGGUGGUGGGUAAUCUUGCCCGGUGGGCUGAACCAUUUUUAAGUAACAAAUUGGAACUUCACCGCGUUAUAGACAAGAGACUAGGACAAAAUUUUCCGAUGGAAGGUGCCUAUGAGUUGGCUCAACUAAUACUAAACUGCCUCUGCUUAAACCCCAAGCAUCGCCCAACAAUGGCUGAAGUUGUGGGUGCCUUGGAACAGAUAGAGCUAAACCUUGGAUUGCAUCACAAGAGAUUGUAUAGUAGAAGAACCAGCACUCAUUCUUAUUCUCACUGUUAA
Molecule: messenger RNA, 1284 nt
Organism: Prosopis cineraria
Lineage: Eukaryota; Viridiplantae; Streptophyta; Magnoliopsida; Fabales; Fabaceae
Product: probable serine/threonine-protein kinase PBL11
Exons: 7
Coding region: 1-1284 (427 amino acids)
Biological process (GO): protein phosphorylation
Molecular function (GO): ATP binding; protein kinase activity
Source: RefSeq, a predicted model, not a curated record